This is a messenger RNA of Camelina sativa (false flax), 3120 nucleotides long. Lineage: Eukaryota; Viridiplantae; Streptophyta; Magnoliopsida; Brassicales; Brassicaceae. The record is from RefSeq and is a predicted model, not a curated record.
AUGUCUGGUUUUUUCUGGAACAUGCGUGGUUUUAACAAAUCUAAAAAACAUUCUAUUGUUCGUGAUUGGUUGCAAACUGAAUCUCUGCAGUUUGGGUGUUUACUUGAAACGCGUGUCCAGGAAACUAAGGCCCCUAGGAUCAUUUCUUCAGUGUUCCGUGGAUGGUCUUCGAUUACUAACUAUGAGUUCAAUGAUCUUGGUCGAAUUUGGGUGGUAUGGAAGGAAGAUGUGCGUGUAACACCGGUUUUUAAGAGUGGUCAGGUCGUCACCUGCUCAAUUCUUUUGCUUGGUAACACUAUGGAAUUCUUUGUCUCGUUUGUUUAUGCAUACAAUUUGGCUGAAGAAAGAAAGGAGCUUUGGGAGGAUCUUAAGUCUCAUUUUGACUCCCCACUUUUUACAAAUCAGCCUUGGGUGAUAGUUGGAGAUUUUAACGAAAUACUUGAUGGUGCUGAGCACUCUACUUAUGAUGACAAUCCCUUUGUCACUAGUGGGAUGCGGGACUUUCAGGAUGUGUCCAAUUUACACUGGCUAUUGGUGGGUGACAAGAACAACAAAUUUUUUCACAGAGCUGUCCAGGCUCGACAAGCCCUUAAUGCUAUUCGAGAGAUUCUCUGUCAGGAUGGCUCCAUUGCAAAAACUCAACCGGAGAUUAAAGCGGAGGCAGUAAGGUUCUUUGAGGAGUUUCUAACUUUUGAGCCAAAUGACUAUGAGGGGAUGAGCGUUUCUCAGUUAGAGGAGUUAGUGUCAUUUCGUGUCUCUUCUCCUCAACAUGAGGGUUUGUUGAAGUUGGUUUCUGAUGAGGAGAUUCGACACACGCUAUUUAAGAUGCCGGUUGGUAAGUCCCCUGGUCCGGAUGGUUAUACUGUUGAGUUCUUUAAGCAAGCAUGGUCAGUUAUAGGACGAGACUUCGUUGUUGCGGUUCAAUCUUUCUUCCUUAAAGGCUUCCUCCCUAAAGGUGUAAACUCAACAAUUUUGACUCUCAUCCCAAAAAAAUCCGACUCUACGGAGAUGAAGGAUUACCGUCCUAUUUCUUGCUGCAAUGUGUUGUAUAAGGUAGUCUCCAAGAUUAUUGCUAAUCGUUUGAAGAUUAUAUUGCCUUCAUUCAUUGCUCCUAAUCAGUCAGCUUUCAUAAAGGAUAGGCUUAUGAUGGAGAACCUGUUGCUUGCUUCUGAAUUGGUGAAGGACUAUCACAAGGAGUCCAUCUCCCCUCGGUGUAUGAUGAAGAUUGAUAUCUCCAAGGCCUUUGAUUCAGUGCAAUGGCCUUUUCUUAUCAACAUCCUCAAAGCUAUUAAUGUCCCCGCGAAUUUCAUUCAUUGGAUAGAACUUUGUAUCUGCUCUGCUUCUUUCUCUGUGCAAGUCAAUGGGGAGUUAGCUGGUUAUUUCCAAAGCAAAAGAGGUUUGAGGCAAGGAUGUUCUCUAUCCCCUUAUCUAUUUGUCAUUUGUAUGAAUGUCCUGUCCCUAAUGCUGGAUAAGGCUGCUACUGAUCAGUUCAUUGGUUAUCAUCCUCGCUGCAAAACAAUGAACCUCACACACCUCUGCUUUGCUGAUGAUAUUCUCAUCUUUACUGAUGGGAGCUCACACUCCAUAGUGGCGACUCUAGCUGUUUUUGAUAGGUUUGCCGCUGUCUCGGGCCUCCGAAUAAACCUUCAGAAAUCCUCGCUGUUCAUGGCUGGUUUUUCAACUCAACAUCAGCACGACAUCCUACAGCACUUCCAGUUCUCUGUGGGCUCACUACCUGUUCGGUACUUGGGACUCCCUCUCCUCACCCGUUCUAUGACGCAUGCUGACUAUCUUCCUCUCCUUGAGCGUAUUCGUAGUCGUAUAUCCUGCUGGACUGGUCGGUUUCUGUCUUUUGCGGGUAGACUUCAGUUGAUAAAGUCGGUGUUAUCUAGUCUCACCACUUUCUGGUUCUCUGCUUUCCGUUUGCCGAAGCGAUGCCUUCAGGAGAUUGAUAGUCUCUUCUCGGCUUUCUUGUGGUCUGGUCCGGCUCUAAAUACAAAAAAGGCCAGAAUCUCUUGGCUUGACGUGUGUAAACCAAUGCAUGAGGGAGGGCUGGGGCUUCGUCGUCUGCAGGAUACGAACACGGUGUGUAUUUUGAAGCUCAUUUGGCGACUAGUGUCUGCUAGUACCUCUCUUUGGGUCAACUGGGUUCGAAGGAACUUGAUCCGCACUGGUUCGUUUUUCUCUGUCAAUGAGAGGAGUGUUGGUGGAUCAUGGAUGUGGAGGAAGAUUUUGAAAUACCGUGACCUUGCUGCGAAUUUACAUAAAAAGGAGAUAUCUUCGGGCACUGACACUUCAUUCUGGUUUGAUGUUUGGAGCCCUAUUGGUCUGCUGUUUGCUCAACUUGGGAACCGGGGUAACAUUGAUAUGGGGAUCCCACAGAAGAGUAUUGUGGCAGAGGCCCUCUUGCAUCGACGACGACGGCAUCGUGUUGAUAUUCUGAAUCAGAUUGAGGAUGCUCUUGACUCUAUCCGCCACUCAGUGCACCCUCAAGGUAGUGAUCGUCCACUCUGGAAACAGAGGAAUGGUUCUUUUAAGAGUAUAUUCGCUUCCUAUGACACUUGGUGUUUAAUAAGGCAACCAAAUGCUCCCUGUGCCUGGUCUGCAGGCGUUUGGUUCACUCAUUCAACACCUAAGUACGCCUUUAUAGCUUGGCUUGCUCACCAUAAUCGGCUCUCUACUGGUGACAAGUUAGUUCAGUGGAACGCUGCUGCAAAUGGAGAUUGUGUUCUCUGUCAGGGUUGUGGGGAAACGAGAGAACAUCUUUUUUUCUCCUGCUCCUAUUCCUCGAACGUGUGGUCUACUCUUGUUCACAACUUGCUGGGAGCCCGGUUCACCACGUCUUGGACAACAUUGGCUUCUCUGCUCGUGGACUCUUCUACUCCUCGCCUACCCCUGUUUGUCCUGCGGUAUGUCUUCCAAUCCACUAUACACAGCCUAUGGCGGGAACGUAAUGCUCGAAGGCACGGAGAAGCUCCUAUUUCGUCAUCCACCCUUUGCCGCUUCAUCGACAAGCAAGUCCGCAAUCGUUUGCUCACACUGACCUCCACCUCUGGCUAUGAGAAUGGACUCCAGCUCUGGUUUCGAAGUCAUCCUCUCCCAACCAUAUCAGUCUCUUAA